AGUCUUUUGUGACGCUACAUCGGAUUGCAGCAGCAUGCCAAAGAAGUUUGUUGGUGAAAACAGCAAGGCCGUGGCAGCUCGGCAACGCAAAGAAGAUGCCAAGACUGAAAAAGAUGCGAAACUCAAGAAGAUAAUAGAGGACGCGGCGUGGGAAGACAACGACGACAAACUUAAAAAGAAACAACAGAAAAAGGAUGAACAAGAAAAGAAGCGUCUAGAGCAGCUACAGAAGAAACAAGAAGCCAAAGCUCUUCUAGAAAAGGAGAUGGAAUCCCUAAAGAGCACCCCGAAGGUGGCUCCCGCGCCCAAGAUCACGCGCGCGCAGAUUGCCAAGAUCCAGGAGAAGAGUGUCAAACCAGAGCCUCCCAAGCCAGUGCCUGCCCGAGUGGUCGUGGAGGAGCCUCCACUGGAGGAGAAUCUCAACAGGAUACAGUUGGACGGAGAGGUGGCGCAGUCCGUGGAUGAGGCUAUAUCUCUACUAAGUGAAAAAGCAGAAAUCGACAGGCAUCCCGAGAAGCGGCUAAAGGCUGCCUACACUGCCUUCGAGGAAGUCACCAUGCCGCGUCUUAAGGAAGAGAACCCCACGCUCCGCCUCUCCCAACUCAAACAGCUGCUCCGGAAAGAGUGGCUCAAGUCUCCACAGAACCCGCUCAAUCAGAAGAUCAGUGCUUAA
This is a messenger RNA of Cydia amplana, 673 nucleotides long. RefSeq names its product coiled-coil domain-containing protein 124. The transcript has 4 exons. Gene Ontology annotation, molecular function: transcription coactivator activity. Gene Ontology annotation, biological process: transcription by RNA polymerase II. Lineage: Eukaryota; Metazoa; Arthropoda; Insecta; Lepidoptera; Tortricidae. Bases 35 to 673 code for a protein of 212 amino acids. Gene Ontology annotation, cellular component: nucleus. The record is from RefSeq and is a predicted model, not a curated record.